CAAGCUGCCACUGAGUGGAACCCGACGAGUGCUCUUGCGGAAAAGGAAAGGGGUCGUUGGACGAUUUUGUAACCAUCGACGUACUUGUCGUCUCAUGAUCAUAAUCUAUGUGAUCCUUUCAGCAUGAUGACGGAUAACCCCAGUAGUCUAUCCGUGGGAAUGGACGGAUCCUGAUCUGGCUAGGCACUAUAUAAAAAGGACACAAACAUGGGGGUGUCCUUUGGGCAAAAGCAUAGUUCCCCAGAGGAGGAGAAGGAUGUUCCAGUGCUCGACAAGGCGAGGAGAGCAUCUCGGAGGGAUUACGGCAGUAUUGGCGGGGAGGACUCCUUGGACUGCCCCACUUGUCAGGGUACAGGACGCAUCCCACGAGGCCUGGAGAAAAAGCUGGUGGCAGUCAUUCCAUGCAGUGACCAGAGGCUGAAGCCGCCACAGACGAAGCGCUAUGUCUGCAUAUCCGUGCUGCUGUGCCUCGUAGUCUGUAUGUUAGUCCUCUUCUUCCUCUUCCCGCGGACUGUUUCACUUUCCCCUAUGGCCAUCAAAUCUGUCCUGGUGUACUUCUCUCCAGCCACGGUCAAUAUGACUGUCAAAAACAUUAUUAACAUCAGCAAUGAGAACUUUGUCACCGUGGAGGCCCACAAUCUGGACUUGCAGGUUUUGAUCGUCGACACCAUUGUUGGAAAAUUCAAGAUUAGCAAUGUUACUACAGUGAAACCACGCUCAGUUAAGCCGUAUGAGUAUGACAUCCUUGUCUCAAUUGACGACCCUGGACUGAAUGAAUAUUGCAGAAAAACAUCAAUCCGAAUCCACACCUUGUUUUUGCAUCUGCAAAUCAAAAUGACUGUGUACUAUCUCGCUCAUUCUGAGCAGCUGUCCUUGGACACCUAUGAAUAUGUUGACUGUGGAACAAACACAACUGUCCCCCACAUUAUUCAGGCCAUGUGACCUUGAGGUUGGGAAAACAGCGGCUGUGGGGGGGGCUAGUGACCCCCCCUGUUUCAGGCAGUAAUACCGAACUCUGUACUUAAAGUGCAAAAGAAUUUUUGCCUUGUAAGGGAAUUUUAAAAGCAAAGAUUGUUUUUAAACCAGGGCAGGAAACAUCUGACUUUUCAUGCCAAGAUGGCUUGUUGACAUAGUGCAUUUUCUUAGGGAGGAAAUUUCUCUGAAAUAACUGAAAUAUACCUGGUACCGCCUCCAUAGCAGUUAUAUGCAUGUCCAAUGUAUCAGCAAGUUGUAUCCAUAAUGUAUUGGUAGCCUUUCCAAGCCAUUAAUGUAAACCUGAAUUGGUAUAUUAGCACCUGGGUGUGGCUAAUCGUCCUUCGAUAAGUUCUGCUUUAAGACCAUUUCCUGUUUCUGCUGUCCUUUGUUAUAUCUGCUAAUAUUCUCAUUCAUGGAGCAUAACUCGAAGUGAGAAAUUUUGUUUGAAAAGUUUGAUUUCCUUUUUUUCAUAUAGGGAAGUGAAAAUGAUGACUCUGUGGUGCUGAUUACUGCUACUUAAAUGUGUUUAGAAGAGACUAAAAGAACCAAGUAUAUAGUGUUUUAAGAGUGGGUUUAGGAGAGAAUAAAAGAACCAAGUAUACUGUGUUGUAAAAGUGUGUUUAGGAGGAACUAAAAGAAUCAAGCGCAGUGUCGUUAUCGUGUAACUGACAGUUAACCUGAAAUUUGCAGUUUAUCAUGCUAGCCACAAGGUGGAGCCAUCUUUUUUUCCUCUGUCACUGUUUUCCAUUUUGAAUGAUUUUUAAUAUAUUGUGGUUGUCUGGUGGUGUCUGUUUAAAUUUUCUGUAUUUUCCAUGUAACAUUAUCAUAAUCAACCACCUUUAUAUCUUUCAAAUGCGGAAGUUGUUGAAAUUAUUUUUUCCGUCAGUUAUUUUUUUACACAUUUUUACAUCAGUAAUGAUCCAGAUGAUGAUAUGAGGGAAAUGUUAUUUUGUUACUUCCUGGCUAUAAGAUUAACUUCCUCUGUUACCUGUCAAUAAACUGAAUGUUUUUAAGA
Molecule: messenger RNA, 1990 nt
Organism: Paramormyrops kingsleyae
Lineage: Eukaryota; Metazoa; Chordata; Actinopteri; Osteoglossiformes; Mormyridae
Gene: tmem106a
Product: transmembrane protein 106A
Source: RefSeq, a predicted model, not a curated record